GGCGGAGUGUGUGCGUGAGCGGCGCUUCUCGCUGGCGCUCUCGGAGCGGGAUUAAACACACACAGCGCGGCGAGGAAGAGCGGAGCGGCCGCCCUGCCCUGCACUGCACUGAGUUUCCUAGAGAGUGAAGACAACCAGACAGAUCUGCAAGACUGGAUUAGCCCUCAACCUCAAGCUAUGGACAUUUGAGACAUCUGUAUCUCCACCCCUUUCCCUCACUCGUCCAGUGGGACCAGUGACCAGUGGAUGGUGUUCUUCCCGUUCAGGGAGCAGUGAGGUUCCCUCCACGCCCUCAUCUGCCUGGACACAAGCACUUCCCCUCCAGACCCCUCCUCUACCUCUCCUCUUUUCUCACACAGUGGCCUGAGAGAGAGAAAAGCAGCAGAAAUGAGUUCCCACAGUCACCCAGAUGGCCUUCCAAGCAAAGAGCAGCCGCUGGAACUUCUGAAGCCAUCUGGACUCAACCAUAUUCCCACCGUUGAUGUGAGUGCAGCUCUGCCCAUUCCUGUGCCUCCGGCUGCCAUCCCGAUGGACCUGCGUGUGGACCAGCAGCAGCAGCACAUGUCGAGGGCGUCAGUGGAUACUGGUCAGUGUGAGCAGCAGCUGCAGCAGGAGCUUCUGGCCCUCAAACAGAAGCAGCAGGUUCAGCGGCAGCUGCUGAUCGCAGAGUUCCAGAGACAACACGAGCAGCUCUCGCGCCAGCAUGAGGCCCAGCUGCAGGAGCACAUCAAGCACCAGCAGGAGCUCCUGGCUCUGAAGCAUCAGCAGGAGCUGCUGGAGCACCAGAGGAAGUUGGAGCGGCACCGUCGUGAGCAGGAGCUGGAGAAGCAGCAGCGUGAGCAGAAACUACAGCAACUUAAGAACAAGGAGCGCGGCCAGGAGAGUGCAGUGGCCAGUACGGAGGUGAAGAUGCGUCUGCAGGAGUUUGUUCUGAAUAAGAAGAAGGCGCUGGCCCAGAGGAGCCUCAACCACUGCCUGCCCAGUGACCCUCGCUACUGGUACGGGAAAACCCAGCACAGUUCACUGGACCAGAGUUCUCCCCCUCAGACAGGGAUUUCCACCUAUAACCACCCGGUGCUGGGCCUCUACGACUCCAAAAACGACUUCCCGCUCCGCAAGACAGCUUCUGAGCCAAACUUGAAGCUGCGCUCCAGACUGAAGCAGAAGGUGACGGAGCGGCGGAGCAGCCCACUGCUGCGGAGGAGGGACGGCCCCAUCGCCACAGCCAAGAAACGCUCACUAGACAUGGCAGAAUCGGCCUGUAACAGUGCCCCUGGGUCAGGUCCGAGCUCGCCCAACAACAGCUCCAAUAACAUCACUAACGAGAACGGCAUCACUGGCUCCAUCUCCAACAGCUCAGUGGAGCCAUCUCUGGCACACCGGCUAGCUGGCAGAGAGGGUCCUAUUAGCCAGCUGUCUCUGUACACAUCACCCUCCCUCCCCAACAUCACUCUGGGUCUGCCAGCAACCGGCUCCUCCAGCGUGGCAUCUGGUCAGCAGGAAGGCGAGCGGCUGGCGAUGGCAGGCCUGCAGCCUGGAUUACCCAUAACCACUCCCUUCAUCACCGGAGCCCACCUUCCUUCGUACCUGGCCACCUCCGCACUAGAUCGGGAGGGAGGCUCCGCCCACAACCCGCUGCUGCAGCACAUGGCCCUGCUGGAGCAGUCGGCCUCCCAGAAUCCUCUGGUGUCAGGUCUGAGUGCUUUGCCCCUACAGUCCCCCUCCAUCCAUAAACUGCGUCAGCACCGGCCGCUGGGCCGGACGCAGUCAGCGCCGCUGCCUCAGAAUGCCCAGGCCCUGCAGCAGCUCGUGGUCCAGCAGCAGCACCAGCAGUUCCUGGAGAAACACAAACAGCAGUUCCAGCAGCAGCAGCUUCAUAUGAGCAAGAUGAUGGCUAAGCCCAGUGAACCAAGCCGGCAGCACGAGAGUCACCCGGAAGAGACGGAGGAGGAGCUGAGAGAGCACCAGGCCAUAAUUGACCCGGCCGAGGGUCUGCCCCGAGGGGUCACCAUCAAACAAGAGCCACCUGACGAACUGGAGGAGGAGCUACAGCAGAGAGAGAGGCAGGCUGAGCAAGAACUGCUCUUCAGACAGCAGGCUCUCCUGUUGGAGCAACAGAGGAUCCAUCAGCUGAGAAACUAUCAGGCGUCGAUGGAGGCUGCUGGCCUGUCUGUCACAUUCCCUGGACAUCGCCCCCUGUCCAGAGCGCAGUCGUCCCCGGCCUCGGCCACCUUCCCUAUCGUGGUGCAGGAACCGCCGGCUAAACCACGGUUUACCACUGGGCUGGUGUAUGACACUCUAAUGCAGAAGCACCAGUGUAUGUGUGGUAACACCAACACCCACCCGGAGCACGCAGGCCGCAUCCAGAGCAUCUGGUCCAGACUGCAGGAGACCGGACUGCGCGGCAAGUGUGAGUGUAUCCGGGGCAGGAAGGCCACAUUGGAGGAGCUGCAGACGGUCCACUCUGAAGCCCAUGUACUGCUCUACGGAACCAACCCACUGAGACCGAAACUAGACAGUUCUGUGACACCCAUGUUUGUGAGGUUACCCUGUGGUGGUAUUGGGGUGGACAGUGACACUAUCUGGAACGAGGUCCACUCGUCCAGUGCGGCUCGCCUGGCUGUUGGCUCUGUGGUGGAAUUGGUGUUUAAAGUGGCGUCUGGAGAGUUAAAGAACGGCUUUGCUGUGGUGCGGCCUCCAGGACACCAUGCUGAGGAGAGCACCCCCAUGGGCUUCUGCUAUUUCAACUCUGUGGCCAUUGCAGCCAAGCUCCUCCAGCAGCGACUGAACGUCAGCAAGAUCCUCAUAGUGGACUGGGAUGUUCACCAUGGCAACGGGACCCAACAGGCUUUCUACAGCGACCCCAACAUCUUAUACCUUUCUCUUCAUCGCUAUGACGACGGCAACUUCUUCCCUGGCAGUGGAGCUCCUGAUGAGGUGGGCUCGGGACCUGGCUUGGGCUUCAAUGUGAACAUGGCCUUCACCGGUGGCCUGGAUCCUCCCAUGGGUGAUGCAGAAUAUCUGGCAGCCUUCAGGACAGUGGUGAUGCCCAUCGCUAAUGAGUUUGCUCCAGACGUAGUGUUGGUUUCGUCGGGAUUUGACGCUGUGGAGGGCCAUCCGUCGCCACUGGGGGGAUACAAACUCACGGCCAAGUGUUUUGGCUACCUGACCAAGCAGCUGAUGGGUCUGGCCGGCGGCCGCCUGGUGCUCGCCCUGGAGGGGGGUCACGACCUCACUGCCAUUUGCGAUGCGUCUGAAGCAUGUGUUUCUGCUUUGCUAGGAAACGAGCUGGAGCCCCUUGCUGAUGAGGUUCUUCAGCAGAGACCCAAUCUCAAUGCUGUGCGCUCCAUAGAGAAGGUUAUUGAAGCCCAUAGUAAGUACUGGCGCUGUCUGCAGCGCAGUGCCUCAACGCUGGGCUACUCACUCGUUGAAGCUCAGAAGUGUGAGACAGAGGAGGCAGAGACUGUGACUGCCAUGGCCUCUCUGUCUGUAGCUGCCAAACACAUGGGGAAGAGGUCUGAAGAGGAGCCGAUGGAGGAGGAGCCACCGUUGUAGAAGCAGUCGUCCGAUGACCUCGGUGACCUCCUUGGCUCACAGCCUCUCACUGGUGUGUGACCUCACUCUGCCCUCUCCAUCCGUUUCAUUUUUGGCUGCGCCUGGCUCCACGGCCUCGCAGCUCCACUCGCGGGGCUCUGAGCGCGUUUUCAGCUUGGGAAGCGAAACGGACCGAAGACAUCUCCAAAACACUCAGAGUGCACCAGUCUGGAACACCUCCGCCGUUUUUAGUCCGUCUCUGUCCAGCUUGGGGUAUGUCCAGGUCUCCCGCUUGUCUGUCCUUCAUGGACACCUGCUUUCAAACGGGACAUGGACUCACGUCCCACUGGUAGAUGUGAGAGCUGGUGCUUUAAAAGAAAAACUCUUCUUUUCAUGGCCACUAAUGUCCGCAUGGUUCCAGCUGUGGACUUCGUCAUGGCUGUGUCCUUUUUUUCUGCUUUUAUUUUUUGUCUCUUCAUUUGUUUGUUUGUUUGUUUGUUUGUUUCGUCUUUUUCUUGAGGGGGAGGAAAAAGUGACUGAUGCUGUUUCAUUCCGAAUUGCGACGUUUUGGAAAGUUACUGCUACGUGCUUGCGAGGUAGUUGAGGCUGGAGGCAUGGCCAGGGUGGGUGGGAGGGAGUGAGUGAGGGAAUUUUUGGAGGACGUGUGCAAGAUGGCUGGUGAAGCAGCCCUUCUGGAACCCCUCUAACACACAAGAGAGAGACACCGAGAGAUUGUGCCUUUUUUUUUUAAGAGCUGGUGGAUAAGUGAUGACUUGAGAAGAACAUUGCCUUAAACUUGUUACAUAAGGGGAAGGCCAUCGGGUCCCUCGGCCCCCCUCCUUCUUUUUUUCCGGGAGUGGAAUGGUUGAAGGCCCGAAGGACAGAAAGCCCUUUGCAUGUUUACCAGGAAUGCCCUGCAGACUUCUGUGUGUCUUGCACACAUUAUCAUCAUUUUAUUGUCAUUUUUUUAAUUUUGUUGUUUCCUUUUCAGUUUUUCAAUACUUGCUUUGGACUUUGCAUAACUUCAGGAUCUUUCGCUUAUAAAUAACUUGUAAGGUAGUUGCCAGCUGUACACAGGCAAACAUUGUUGGAGCAGUUUUCAGUUGAAUUCUGCAGUGCUUUUGAGAGCAAGUGCAGCCCAAUGUAGCUACUUGUUCAAACUCUAUGACCAAAUCUCCAUUAUCGCCUCCGUUAGCUAGCAUGCACUGUUACUCGACACCUUUCCUUGGACCAGUUUGAAUGCUGUAGUAGUAGAAGAAAAAUAAACACUGAAAGCAUGAGAUUUAACCAGUAGUUCGGUGCCACUAGCCACAGGCAAAUAAGGUAGGACCGUUCAGAUGUUUUCUUCUUGCAGAACUUUGUGAUUGAAUAAUUGAACUAUUUAUGUAUUUUCAUGUAUAUCUCACCUCACUUGUUAGACUUUUUAUAGUUAUGAAUGUCAGUGCUCAGAUUAAGUGACUAUUAAGGGCACUAGUUAAUCACCAAUAAUAUCCUUCUCAGCAUAUGGUCAGUUUUUUUUUUUUUAAUGGCAUCUUUGAAAUAUGAAGACAAGGGCUGGAAAUCAGUUUUAAAAUAUACCAUUGAGCCUUCUGAUGUGCCAGCAGGUGAGAUUCAGUGCUGGUGUUCAGCUUCAUGUUUCCUGCCAUUGAGUCCCUGCACUAGCAGCACUGCAGUGGACCGUUUUUUCACUACUGGCAGGUGCUACUGUCUCUGUGUGCGUGCAUUUUUGUGUGUUUUUGAGUGACUGCGUGUGUGUAUGUGUGCGUGUCAGUCCAGGAAAUAAUCGGACCACCAGCCUGCACCCAGACAAUAAUGGCAAAAACCUCCCCGAGAAGGCUGUGACACUCCACCGAUCUGCACGAGUCUCUCUAGCUGAGCACGUAGGUUUUGGAGCAGCACAUGUAUGCAUCUUAAUGACCCGUUAACCUGUAUAUACACAAGCAUGCUCGCUGAUGGCGUCAUUCACCUUGCCACUGAUCUGAUGUGGACUGAUCUUAGAUGGUCUUACUUGUUUGAAAACCCCAACUCAUGUUCAGCCUCUUGGCAACUACCUUUGACAUUGUUGACACGAACUUUUGAUUAUUUCUUGUAUAUUACCAUAAGUGAGAUGGGAGAAGUGCAUAUUAAGGAAUUAGGCAUGAGUUGCUGUUGCGAUUGUUCUUACUGUCUUUUCUGGUAUACCCAUGCCUCACAUGACUACUCCAUUCUGAGUUAUUUGCCAGUUAUUUUCCUCUCUGUACUUUCCUUAUUUUCUCCUUUUGUCUUGAACUUUUUAUACUGAUUCUUUUCUGUUUUUGAUUUUGGUUGUUUCCCUGUUACACUCUGUACAGUUGACAAUGUUGUUUUACAUGCUUAAAGUUCUUAAGACCAUAGUUCUUCUCUUAGAGAGCAGCCUUUUACACACACUCUGGGGUUCUGUGGUUUUCUUGGGAGGGUGAAAUUGAGAUGUUUCUACUUUGUAUAAUGAUUCCAACAAUUGUGUAUUUACUAUAUGUUCUGUUCAUAGUAGAUUUAUAUAUGAGAAAAAAAAUCUAUAGAUAUAUAUUAUAAAAGAUUACAAUCACAUUUGAAAAAACUUUGGAAGUGCAAGGUGAUGAAAUGCUCAUAUAUCCGCUCUGGCUGUGUCUAGUGCAGGGCUCGCUGAAGUCUCUGUUCUCUCCUCAUGGCUGCCAUUGGUUUAGAGCCGCAAACCGUAGCACUACACUGGUUCUGAAAUCACACGCUCACCGGGCGCUUCAUCGUACAGUCGUAUCAACAGGCAAACCUACUGAAAACACGACUUUACCGGCUUGCUCAGUGACUGUGCUGGCAGGCAAGUUUGUUAGAAGAGACCAAAUAAAUGGAUUGACAUGGUUAAUUGUCGAUUUGAGACGUCCAAAUUCUCAUGAGUGCCAGUUGCAGGUGUUUGCUGCCUUUCCCCUCUACGGAGCCGAAUGUAGACCAAGUCGGCACUUUUAAAAACGUUUGAUUUUUUUAACCUUGUCAUACUGUAGCAUGUUAAUACUAUUACUGAAGCACCGUGAGCUGCAUUUGUAAGUGUGGAAGGUGCUAUACAAAGAAACAUUAUCAUUAUUAUUAUUGUUAUGAUUAUUUUAUUUUUAUUAUUAUUAAAUUUAUUAUUACAAAAAACAUACAGUAGUUAUCAAAUUUCCGUUGUGCUACUGAAUGGUGGGCGCAAGUAAAUGUACAUUUUGGUAAAUCCAAGCAUAUUUCAGUGAUGUAAAGUGUUGCUGAAGCAUUGCACAGUGUACUCAGUGUUAUGGAGAAGGAGGCCAUAGUGGUAACAGUGCAGCAGCGACUGACUUGCCAACCAGAGCUCACAGAUCACUUUGCAGUAACAGUCUGAACAAUGGCAGCCUGUUUCUCACUUUCUUUCUUCCUCAAAGGGACUUCUCUAUCUGGUUUAUCCACCCCGGAUCCAGAUAGCCACUUUCAUGUUUUAAAAAAAAAUGAAAAAAAGAAACAAAAAAACGGCAAACAUUCCAUUUAUUUUAUUCCCAUUUAUUUGAACAUCUGUCAUUCCUGCUAAUUUGCCAUUAAGCCCGGGCCUAGCUCUGUUUAUUUGAAGGCCUGGGUGGAUUUUUUCUGUACCGUUCUCUUCGCUCCACCCCUGUCGUUUUUUCUGCAUGUUUGUGUGUCGGCAUGCCUGUCUGUCCUUGUAACAUAUUUGCACAACCGAUGAGCACUGGAGGACGAGACUUUUCCAGCAUUGUAGAGCGCUCGGGAACGCGACUGCUUUCUCUUCUCUUCUGUGGUCAGGAAGCAGCGGAAAGAACGAUGCUCCUCGCGUCCGACAGAUGUGCUUUUUACUUGUAAAGAAAAAAAGAAAUGAAAACAGAAAAGAGAAAACGAUUUCAAAACAUUUGAAUAUUUUACAAAACAAAACAAAAAAACUAUAGCACUUGUGACAUACAGACAACAGAUUUUAUUGUAUUUAUGUAGAACAUUGUUUUAGGUGAACUACACACUACAUAUUAGACUGCCUGUGUGAUAUAUCUUUUUUUUUCUUCUUCCUUUGGAUGUAUUUUUGGGUUGAGUGGAGAGCAUCUGGAGUCAUCAAAGGGCUUUUUCCCAGAUGUUUGACAGGUAUAUCAUCCUCAGCCUGUCCUUCCCUUUACAGCCAGUAAUAUAUCUAUGACCACUGUGGCUCGAGAGCAGGUCUAGGUUUACAGACGUAAGAAAUGCAUAUUAUUUUUGUCACUCUGUUUUUUUAUUAUUUUUGUUUUCCAUUGUUACAGUAGAACUUUUCUUGGGACCUUUACUUUAACAUUUGUCUUCGACAUCAACUAUAAAGUAUCUUGUUUUGGAAAACAGCAA
This is a messenger RNA of Colossoma macropomum (tambaqui), 7851 nucleotides long. It is a transcript of the gene hdac4, whose product is annotated as histone deacetylase 4. Gene Ontology annotation, cellular component: histone deacetylase complex. The record is from RefSeq and is a predicted model, not a curated record. The coding region runs from base 388 to 3555 and encodes 1055 amino acids. The transcript has 27 exons. Gene Ontology annotation, molecular function: histone deacetylase activity. NCBI's taxonomy places the organism in Eukaryota, Metazoa, Chordata, Actinopteri, Characiformes, Serrasalmidae. Gene Ontology annotation, biological process: chromatin organization; negative regulation of transcription by RNA polymerase II.